Molecule: messenger RNA, 1696 nt
Organism: Cuscuta europaea
Lineage: Eukaryota; Viridiplantae; Streptophyta; Magnoliopsida; Solanales; Convolvulaceae
Source: the annotation of a GenBank genome assembly
AUAUAAACCAUGUUGCUAGGAUUUUCUCUACUAAGGGAGACGCUUCAUCUCCAAAUCAAUUGGCGGUCAUAGCUCAUACAACACAAAAACAGCGUUUGUGUUCGCCGCCGGCUAGUGUGGUAGGCUACCGGAAUUCAGCAGAUUUUAGUCCCAGAUAACGUCGUUUUUGAUCACUUUCCAAAUAUAAACCCCACGUCCUAGCUCACAACAGUUUAGUUACCAACCAAGUGAUUAUAUACCAUUCACUCACUCUCAAUUACUGACGGCGGCGGCUGAUUUUCAGGUAUCCCUGUGUCCAUGGUGAAUCGUGAAGGGCCUUGCGCGUCUGAAGAAACAGGACCCGAAGGGGUCGGGACAGGGCAACCAGAAGCCCGCCACUGCCCUCUUCAAGAAAUCCGAGGGCGAUGCCCCUGCCAGCAAGAGGAAGGCGGCGGCCAAGCCCCCCCCCCCCAUGGCUACCAAAAAGCCAAAGAAGGGGGAUAUCACCGAUAAGGAGCCCCCGAUCGUGAUUGUUGAUGAGCACCCCGCCUCCGGGAUGCAUGUGGAGAAGCCGUCGGGUGGAACGCCGGCUGGGGCAGAGGAGUUGCUGCCUGAGGUCCUCCAUGUUUCUCUUCCGAGGGGUACAUCUCUGGCCAGCGGCGCUGUUGACCCGGGGGCCAUCUUGAGGGGCAUAACCCCCGAGACGGAUAGGGCUGCCCUCGGGGCUUAUAAUGAUGCGGCCCUCGAGGACCACAUUCUCUGCUCCUCCCUCUCUGUAAGUGUUCACUCGGCUAUCUUCCUUUUUUCCUUAGGUCAUUUUGUGUGAUUGCCUUUAACCGUUUUCGUUGUUGAUCUGCAGGCUUGUCUAGCCCUCGGCGAACAGGCCCGGAGGCUUCAAGAAUGGCGCCUCCAUAAAGCGGAGCAGGACGCCAAAAUGAAGGAGUGUAUCCUCAAAAACAAAAAGAGGCAGUGAAGCUGGGGGCCAGGCUAGAAGAGGAGCUUCGGCAAAUGGAGCUAAGAUUGGAGGCUGCAGAAAAGAGCAAGGCUGAUGCUGAGGCCGCUGCUGAGGAGGCCAGGAGAGCUGCCAAAGAGGCCGAGGAUUCCAAGGCGCUAGCCGUCGCCAAGGCUCAGGAGGAGGCCAUUGAUGCCUUCGUCGCUGAGGGUUUGAGAGCCGAGGGACGCAAGGUGUGGGUGUCCUCGGUUGUGGAGGCACGCGUUGAUGAAUGGGCCGAGGGCCCUGGGUGGGAAUGGAUGGCCCGGAAGGGCAGAGAAUAUUAUGAGGCUGGCGAAUUCUUCACCCAGGCCCUCAUCUAUCGGAGGAUGGCCCGGCACCUGAGCAUUGAGCCAAAGGAUUUCGCCCCCUCGGCAUAUGGCCUUCCUCCCCUGCAGCCUGAUGUCCGUGAAUCCCUUCCCGAAGGUGUACAACGGCCCGAUCUUGAGGACACAGAGCUGAAGAAGGAAGCCGAGGACGACGUUGUUGAGGCCGGAGCGGAGGUGUCGUCGAGGCCGGCUGCAGAGGAUGCCCCGGGGAAUGAUGCUGUUGAGGUUGUUGAAUGAUUUUGUGCUUAGACAUUUCUGAACAAACUCUUGUAAUGAACAUCAUUGAUCCUUCGGCUUCGGCCUGUUUGUAACAAUUACAUUUACUCCUUUUUGUGAUGAUUGAUGGAUGAGUGUUAGCCUUCGGGCCUUGUAUAUAUACAUGACUUGUUUGCUUUAA